AUGGAUAAUAGCAAUUCCAAGUACUUACGUUCCGUUAGGAUUAGAAAAAGUCAAGUGAUCGAAAGUAGAAAAGUGCCUUUUCUGUACGAAAAGAUUUGUGCAGUAUUCACAACGGGGGCUAGUAUCAUCGGCAUUACUUAUAUUACGAUCCAAUUAUCAUUAUGGUGAAACGUUAUUUUCUAUGUCACUUUGUUUUGCAGGAUGAAGACGUUCGUCCUCUUUUCCCUCCUCGUCAUCGCCUGCGUGGCCGUUUCUGCAUUGGAAGAUGAGGAGGUAAGUGCUCGGGCGGGGAUUCAAAGUUCUCUUAAACUAACUAUCCAUUCAGAGCGUGCCAGUUGCGGCAGCCAACAAAAAGUCGAGUGAGAGUAGUGAGGAGCAAGAGGUACAUUCGUUUCACAAUAUCUCCGCUAACCCUUGUCGCUGUCUCAAAAGUGUCCAAUUUUCUCUCAAUUUCCCCCUUUCAAAACCGUCAAAACCGCCAUUUUUCAGCAAUCCGCCGAUUCGAAGGUGGUAAAACCGUGGAAGAAGCACGACUGGAAGAAGAAGGAGCCGGAGUUCCUGGCGGAUCUGCCCGAAGAGGCCAAAAGCGCCUUCUUCUCCGUCAAAAUGAACAGAAAUCUGACAAAAGCGGACAAGACGGAGAAGUUUAGGGAAUGGGCGACCAAGUACGAUGUGGAGGUGAGAAUUGGAAAGUUAUUCGGUUUCAAAGAGACUCUAAGAAACGGGCAACUUUUGGCCACACUUGCUAUUUUCAAUCGGUUCAAGUCCCAUAGAUAUGUACACCCCUCUGUUUCCACGGAACCCCAUUUUUUUUUUAACUUGCGAGAAUCCUUUUCGUUUGCAGGAAGAAACUGAGAAAUUUCUUGCUGACAAGAAGGCCGACUGCGAGAAGAAGCGUCAGGAGCGAAAGGAAAACUACGCGCGGCUCGGCGAGCUCAUCUCGAAUGCCGAUGCGAUUCUAGAGUCCGAGGAGAACACGUGGCAGUCGGCGAACGACAAGUUGGAGACGCUUCUGAAGGACGAGAACCGCGACGUUUCGCGCGCAUUCCAGUCGUUUUAUCCGUUCGUCGGAGACCACGGCCGCGGCGAAAAUCACGGCCACGGCCACGGCCACCGAUUCCACCACGGAAAACGUUUUGAGGGAAAGGGGCCGAAGAGUAGGGCGGCCCGCAAUAUCGGACACGGCGCCGCACCGAAGCACCACGGAAUCGGACAUGGCGCCGAGCCGCCGAGACCGCAUGAGGACGGCAGAGUGAACUACGAUCCGUACGGCAAUCAGAAGCACCACCGACAGCACCACGGAUUCUAG
This is a messenger RNA of Caenorhabditis sp. 36 PRJEB53466, 1309 nucleotides long. The record is from the annotation of a GenBank genome assembly. NCBI's taxonomy places the organism in Eukaryota, Metazoa, Nematoda, Chromadorea, Rhabditida, Rhabditidae.